Molecule: messenger RNA, 2296 nt
Organism: Corvus hawaiiensis (hawaiian crow)
Lineage: Eukaryota; Metazoa; Chordata; Aves; Passeriformes; Corvidae
Exons: 3
Coding region: 1-876 (291 amino acids)
Source: RefSeq, a predicted model, not a curated record
AUGGAAAGAGCGGUGAGGCCUUGGAAGGGGCUGCCCAAGGAGGUGGUGGGCUCCCCAUGCCUGGAGCUGUCCGAGGAACGGCUGGACGGGGCACUGAACUCCGCGACUCUGUGCCCACGACUGGAGCCCGCCCUGCCCCAAGCGCUGCCGGAGCCGCCCCGGCCCGAGCUGUUCGCCCGCGCCUUUCUCCUCAGGGCGGGGGGGCCGCUGCCGGGGCCGCCGCGCUCAGCCGGAGCUGCCUCUGCGCCGGAGCGGCCGCGCUGCCCGCCCGGGGCCGGGCCGCCUCUCUGCGCGCUGCUUGCGGGGCUCUGCCGGGCUUCCCAAAGCCGCCCGCGGCUCCUUUUGCACGGGGGUCGCUGCCGGGGCCGCCGCGCUCAGGCGGAGCUGCCGCUCGUCAGGGGCUCCGCGCUGCCCCUCGGGCUGUGCCGGCGCUGCCGCGGAGCUCCGGCCGCGUCGGGAGCUCUGCCGUCGCUCUCCCGGCGCGCUGCCGCCUCCAGAGCCCGGCUGCCGGAGCGCUUCGCCUCAGGCCUCGGCUGCAGCGGCGCUUCCAGCGGGCUCGGGCCGGCCGCCGCCGCUGCUGUUGCCGCCGCGCUCAGGCGGAGCUGCCGCCCCUCAGGCUCCCGGCGCUUCCCGCCACUGGCGCUGCGGCUCCCUCCGGCUCUCCCGGCGGACCCAACCAGCCCUUCCCGCACGGGCAGUGCUCCCCCGGAUCGGGUGGAUGUGUUGGGCCAGCCGGGGAUGUCCUUUCUGGGGGCCCCGUCUUCCUUGGGCUCAGCUGAAAUGCCCCUGAGCAGGGAGAGGUGCUGCUGCACCUCCUGCAGCCCUCCCUGGCCAAACCUCCCCGCUUAUUUUCCGUGGUUUUCAGGUUGUCUGUAAAACUGCAACAGAGAUGGAGGAAGAAGAAGUACAGGGAGGCAGAGCAUGCAGAGCAGGACUUGCCUGAGCUCACCGAAGCUGAUUUGCUGAUUGUUCAAUAUAUCAUGGAUGUCUUAGAUAAAAAGGAAGAAGAUUUGCAGAAAGAGGUGCAGAAAGAGAACUCAGAUGUCUCCCAGGAAGAGAUAAAAUGUGAAUCACAAGAGUGAAGGGGAAGAACUCGGAUGCCAACGCUUCUUCUCCAGCUCUUGUACCUAUAUGGCGUGGGAAUUAACAGCAGGUCAGCAAGCUUGUCUGGUUCCGACAUCGAUCUUAGCACAAUCUGUUUGUACCCGUGAGAAACAAAAGCAAGAAAUCUAAACAAUGCAGGGAGAGAAUGGCAACAAACUUGUACCUGGUGUUUUUCUGAAUGCUUAGUGUGAGUAAUGAGACAACUCUUGGUUCUUAAUUAAAAUAAUUAAGAACAAUUUAUUAAAAGAACAAUCAGGAAAAAAAAUCAAGUACAAAAGAAUUAUAAAGCCAAAAAAACCCCCGAGUCUGCAGUGAUUAGAGACCUUGUUGGCCGAAGCAGCUCAAAAGUCCCAAAGCAGAGACCUUACAGCGCUGGGGUGACUUCAGCUAGCCCAAAGUCAGAAAGGUUAAAUUGCCUUUUGAAAGAGGUAGAGGCCUGUGCUCCCAGCAUCAAGCUUCACCAGCAGCUCAUCUGAGGUGAAUGGCACCUCUGAGCUGGUGUCCAGCAGUUUUAUCAAGUCCGGGUCCUGCCCAUGACCGCCCACUGUCCAGCCUCCAUGGUCCUGGAUGAUUGGUGGUGUCUUGAGGUGAGGUAAUCUCAGUCUGCCAAUGGCUCCCUCUUGUCUCAGGGAAAAAUGCCAUCGGCUCCAAAGGCAGGAGAAGUCCUCAUUAGUAUUUCCAGGUUGCCGUGGUGCUGAGUUGCAGGCCAACGGCCAGGUUCUAAAAAUAGCUCCCUGUCAGUUCGAAGGUCUGCUUUUUGGCAAAGCUCAAAACUCACUUAAAACUUACACAGGUUAAGAACACUUGGUAAAAGGUUUGAAACUGGGCUAUAAGUAUUUCAGAGAACUCUUAAAAGCAGGGUAAUUAACUUGGACACAUACAGGAAUUAAGACAUUGUGGGUUUUGACACUUUUUAGGGACUAAAGAGGGUGUUAUAAACAUAUAGUAUUGGCUUCUCGCAAAGUAUUAAGGUAGAUAUUAUAUAAUGUUAGAAAUGCUUUUUGCUGUGUGGAUAUAGUUUUCUCUCGUUUUAGCAAGAAUGUUCGCAAGUGUGAGCAAGUAAGAGAACCUCCAAGCGAGCAGAGGAUGAGCCCCGAGGAGCUGCUAAUCAACGCUUUGUCCAGGGAACAAAAGGGCCCAAAGGCUGCUCCGCCCGGAGAACGGGCGGCCAGGAGGGUCUGAGAGCCCUUAU